AGGCGGGGUUAGCGCUGGCAACGCCCGCAGUCAGCUGAGCGCGGGCCGCGGCAGCUUCUCCCUUCGGGCCGGCUACCUCUCCAAGGCGCUUGAGGGGCGGAAAAGCAGAUUGCCAGUGGUAAACAGCAAAGGUUAUAGUCAAGUCCAUCUGGAGACUAGCAGAGCAUAGCUGAGAUAUGUGUUUCAGCACCUCUGGAUUUAUCUCUGUGUAUGCGUACUUCAUAUAUGCCUAAAGGUUUUUCAGAGCACUGAAAUAUGUCUGGGUUCCUUGAAAAUGUUAGAUGCUCCGAGUGUGUUGACUGGGGAGAAAAGCGAAAUACAAUAGCUUCUAUCGCAGCCGGGGUGCUGUUUUUUACAGGUUGGUGGAUUAUAAUAGAUGCAGCUGUCAAAUACCCAGAUUCAAAACAGUUCAACCAUUCAUACCAUGCUUGUGGAGUUAUAGCUACAGUUGCAUUCCUAAUGAUCAAUGCUGUCUCCAAUGGUCAGGUGCGUGGGGACAGUUACAGUGAAGGGUGCCUUGGGCAAACAGGUGCUCGUAUCUGGCUGUUUAUCGGUUUUAUGUUGGCCUUUGGAUCCCUGAUUGCAUCAAUGUGGGUCCUCUUUGGAGGCUAUGUUAUUAAUGACAAACCAGAAAAACCACCAGUUUAUCCAGGAAUAGCAGUCUUCUUUCAAAAUGCUUUUAUUUUCUUUGGUGGUCUGGUGUUCAAAUUUGGUCGCACUGAAGAUUUGUGGCAAUAAGCGACGCAGAGCGUCUCACCCGCUAUUUUUAAUUGCCCAUUUUGUAAUACUAGUGCUCUGCUAUCAGCAAAGAAGGAAACUGCCUACAUUUUAAAAUCAUGAUACACAUUUCCAUUUUUGUUCCCUUCAACUUGACACUUUUCUACUCUUGGCUUUUUGACAUUAAAUAUUGUAGCCUGUGAUUAAGCUGAGAUGGAAGAGGAACUCUGUCCUCUUACUGAAUGUUUUUGUUAUACCUUAAUAUUAAUGAUUCUUUUACUGUUCCUUUAUCUGGGGUGGAUAUAAGUGCUAUUUUUUUUAAUGUGAAAAUACUGGACUGACAGUGUACAUGGAAUGCUUGUAAAUGAAGAUUAUUACUUCUGUGCAUAAAAAUGUAAUAGAGAUAUACUGGUACCAUGUUUCUAAUGCAA
Python bivittatus (Burmese python) is the source of this 1148-nucleotide messenger RNA. RefSeq names its product transmembrane protein 50A (gene TMEM50A). The record is from RefSeq and is a predicted model, not a curated record. Lineage: Eukaryota; Metazoa; Chordata; Lepidosauria; Squamata; Pythonidae.